AUGCUUCACAGAUUUAGCAGCAGUGCUAACACAUUAAUUACCGAACCAUCAACACUACUACACAAUAAGGACUACAACAUUAGCGCCAUUAACAAUUGUAAUCACCCUAACAACUACACUAACAGAUUGGACAGGUUGAGGGAUAAAUUUGACGAACAAUUAAAGAGAUUUACGACUAAAUCUACCAAAAGGAUGGAUGAAAAUACGAUUAAACUCUUAGGCAUAAGUUUCCGCAGGGAAAAUAUAAAAACAGCAGCAGCAUUUUUUGCCGCUGGAGCUGUUGGUGCCCAUUUGAUCGGCAGGGUAGUAAGAGCCGCAGCUAUGGCUGGUACGGCGUCAUACUUAACUUUAUAUUAUUUAAAUAAGUAUGGAUUUAUAAGCAUACAUUGGGACAAGGUGAAUGAGGAAUCGGACGCACUGAUGACGGAUACCAAACAGUACAUCCAAGAUCAGCUGAAGGAUGACUCUCUUAUGACAAAAAUUUCAAGGUUCAUUAACAAUUCUGAUAACGCAAUUUAUGUACUAUCUGUUUUUGGGGGCAUUCUCUUCGGAAUUAUCUUUUUGUGA
Babesia microti strain RI is the source of this 567-nucleotide messenger RNA. RefSeq lists its product as hypothetical. Lineage: Eukaryota; Apicomplexa; Aconoidasida; Piroplasmida; Babesiidae. Bases 1 to 567 code for a protein of 188 amino acids. The record is from RefSeq and is a predicted model, not a curated record. The transcript has 2 exons.